Molecule: messenger RNA, 2094 nt
Organism: Drosophila biarmipes
Lineage: Eukaryota; Metazoa; Arthropoda; Insecta; Diptera; Drosophilidae
Product: SLIT and NTRK-like protein 5
Exons: 2
Coding region: 58-1737 (559 amino acids)
Cellular component (GO): extracellular matrix
Molecular function (GO): protein binding
Source: RefSeq, a predicted model, not a curated record
ACUUCAGUGCAUUAUUUGCGGUCUGACAAAGCGCGAGCCAAGUGGAACAUAAAUAAAAUGCAGUUCUACAUAUUCAUUUUGAUUGGAAUUUUUGGCCUGCAAUCAUGCGAUGCUCUUGCCGUUUUCGAUGACAGAGGAAGCCUGAAUAUCAGCGCCAGCUGUCCGGACUCCUUUUGUACACUAAGUGAACGACUGGAGGCCUUCUCAGCAACUCCAGCUUAUGGACUCCGGGAGCUGCACCUGACGAACUGCAGCCGCCAGUCGAUCACCUGGCGGGUGCUGAGCCUAACGCCCGGUCUCCGGACCUUGGUCAUCCGGAACUGCGCCUCCUAUCACCUCAGCAAGGAGAGCUUGAGGCCCGUGCGGAACCUCACCUCCCUGCAGAUGCAGCACACCAGUCUGGGAGUCCUCCGGGAUGAGAUCUUUGCCACGGUGCCCCGCUUGGAGAUCCUGGAACUGGGUCAAAACAUCAUCCACACAGUGCACAUAGGCGCCUUCAAGGGCUUGUCCCGAUUAAGAUUGCUGGGCCUGCAGGGCAAUGGCAUUCAGGAGAUCCUAAAGGGUACCUUUGACCCCCUGGUGGAGCUAGUGCAUCUGGAUUUGAGCAGCAAUCAGCUGACCAGCUUGCCCCAAGAUAUCUUCGCUAAAAACACCCAGUUACAAACCCUUCUCCUGAACGAAAACCUAAUGAAGACCCUACCCCCUGAAGUGCUUAGCUCCUUGCCCAAUCUUCGGCUGCUCGACUUGGGCCAUGCUGGGGAGCUGGAUAUUCUGACGCUGGACCUUCACAAUAUCGAGCACUUGGUAAUGGAGGGCAGUAGUCUGUCUAGUUUGGUCUUAAAUGGAGGCUUUAUGAGACUGCACGCAACGAACAAUGAGCUGAGUCAUCUGCAGGUGGGAAACAAAAGCUCGGUCAUCGAAAUGGAUCUGCGUGGUAACUUAUUGAAUGGAAAUGAAACCGCCAGCUUGCUAAGAGGCAUGUGGAAUCUCGAAAGACUGGAUCUGUCCAAGAAUAACAUUGAAGCACUGCCGCUACACGGCAGUGGAUCGGAUGAUUCGGACUCCCAGGAGCUGUUUCUCCUACCCAGCUUAAAGUACCUGAGUUUGGCCCACAACCGUUUGGUUCGCCUGCCUCCGGAUUCACCACUUCUCUCACCCCGUCUCAACGUUUUGGACUUGUCCCACAAUCUAAUCCUAAACCUGGAUGUUGAGAUCUUGCGAGGUCUGCCUGUUCUGACGGGUCUGUUCCUGGAGGGAAAUCGCUUGAGCACCUUCGACUACCAGCUGCUUCAUCAGCAGCACGAGGGGCUCGAGGAGCUGGGUCUGCACCAGAAUGCCUGGUCACCUGGUCUAUACCGCAAGAUGUUCGUCUACCUCAGCGAUCGCGGAGUUCACCUGCAGGCGGAGAUCCCAAAGAGCGAUCCGAAGGGCAGCAGUCCGGCGGACAUCGAUUGGCCGCCAACUGGGAGCCAAGCGGAUGCCCAGAAAAUGGAUCCACCGGGAGUGUCGGGCAUACAUCCCUACUGGACCCUCAGGGAUAUCCUGGCUUUCACCACCCUUGUGGUGGUGAUGCUCAUUUUGCUGAUGAAUCUGUAUCACAUCCUGGAGGAAGAGGGCUGCCUGCGUAGGUUUCGCCGCUGGAGGAGGUCAACCGCCCUAGGAGUAGGCCCUUCCAGGACACGGGAAAGCGGACGCCGCCUCGACGAGCAGGACUCCGAACACAGCUCCAGCGAAUAGAUGGGACAGGCUGCCAAACAAGCUGCUCCGCAAACCAAAUAAACGCCAAUUUGAUGUCAAUUUAGCGCUAGUCUUUCCUCUUUUCCCGGCGUGUUGUGGCUAUAUCUGGUGCUUCCUUGCUUGUUUGAAGCUAUCAUCUGCUACCCUGUACUUAUCAUUGUUAGCGAAGUAUGCUGUGCUAGGAUAUAUCUCAAGAAUGCAAAGGAUUUUGGCUAAUAUUUAAUGAUAAAUAAAAUUCAAAUACGCCUUGAAAUAGAUACAAAAUUUAGGAUUAGGUUUGGGUUCUUAAAAGUUGUAAAAAAAAAAAUAUAUCAGCUUUGUAAUCAGGCUAAUGAAUGAUAUACUUGCAAAUAAAUA